This is a messenger RNA of Helianthus annuus (common sunflower), 1526 nucleotides long. RefSeq names its product dof zinc finger protein DOF5.7. Gene Ontology annotation, molecular function: DNA binding; DNA-binding transcription factor activity. The coding region runs from base 219 to 1238 and encodes 339 amino acids. The record is from RefSeq and is a predicted model, not a curated record. NCBI's taxonomy places the organism in Eukaryota, Viridiplantae, Streptophyta, Magnoliopsida, Asterales, Asteraceae. The transcript has a single exon. Gene Ontology annotation, biological process: regulation of DNA-templated transcription.
AGUAUUUUUCUCCUCCUUCUCCUUAAUUGAUGAAGUUCACAAGAACCCAUCAACAUCUUCUUCUUCUAUCUUAAUUGCAAUCUCAUACAUGAAACCAUUCAAUUCAUAUCUUUGCCUCUUCCUUAGGAAACUCAAUUCUCUCUCUCCACCCUUCUCUCUCUCUCUCAUCAAUUCCUAUUAGGGUUUCUUACCUCUCAAUUUAAUCCAUUAAUCUCAUCAUGUCUCUAGACCACACCACACCUCUAAAAAUACCCACCAAUGAUGACUCCUCUGCUGGUGGCGGUGGCGGCGGCCCGGGCCGGAAACCAUCUGCUUUGAAGCCUCCGGAACAAACCCUUAAUUGCCCUAGAUGUGAUUCACCAAACACAAAAUUCUGCUACUACAAUAACUACAGCCUCACCCAGCCUAGACACUUUUGCAAAACAUGUAGAAGGUACUGGACCAAAGGUGGCGCCCUUCGCAACGUCCCAAUAGGCGGUGGGUGCCGAAAGAAGAAGCCGAGAUCGAGUUCUUCAAGGUUCAUCAAUGGUGAUUCUUCCUCCAAAGACACAUCUUUGGACACUGGAGGGCUGAGUUUAUUCACUGGUCUUUCCCCACCAGCCAUGGACUUUCAACUUGGUGGAAUAAACCAAUUCCCAUCUUCAUCAAUCAAUCCACCAACUUUCAUGAAUCUUGAUUCAUUAAGGUUCAGUAUCCCUAUCUUCAAACAAGAUCCUCAUCAUCAACUGCAUGGAGGGUUAGCAAGUUUUCCAGAAACUGGACGUGUUAAUAAUAAUAUUAAUAAUAAUAAUCUUGCAUCUUCUAUUGAGUCCUUAAGUUCUAUCAACCAAGAUUUACAUUGGAGGCUGCAGCAGCAGCGACUGGCGGUCUUGUUAGGUGGCCGCGGUGGUGGUGAUGGUGGCAAUGGCGGUGGUGGAGGAGGAGAAAUUGAGCAGCAAAACCAAAAUGUUAUUAUUGAAUCUCAAGCUCAGAAACUGCAACCAAUAUUUUUUCAGAAUUUGGAGAUUCCAAAACCAUCACAGACUUCCAUGAGCGGUGAUUUAAGAAAAGAGAGUGUUGGUUUGGAGACUGAGUGGUUUAUUGACGGUGGUUUUGAGCCGGUGAAUGUGGAUCGUGCGGCGGAGAUAGGUCCAACAGAUGGAAACACCACCGGAAACUAUGAAAAUGGAAACAUUAACAAUUGGAAUGAUGGAAUUCAAAGUUGGAAUCAAUUCAAUCAGUACAGUGUACUUCCAUAGCUUCUGCUGAAGAAUGAAACGGAUGGAUGAUCAGAAAUUUAUCAGAAUUGAAACAAAGUUGUCUAUGUUUUUUUUAAUUUUUUUUAUUUUGUUUGUUUUUAUAUGUUGUGAAAUGUGAUCGAACAAAAAGCAUGACCAAGAUAAUAGUUCUUGUUUUUGUUGCGAUCUAGUGUAUUUUCCCUUUCUAUGUUCUUUUACCUUUAAGCAUAUAAAAUAUGUAUGUUGCAUAUGUAAUUUGUUAUGGAGACUCUAUUGACAAAUAUAUGUGUAAUAAGAUUAAGAUUUUAA